GGACAACGCUCCGCCCACGAGCAUGAUGUCAGGUAAACAAUUUGUCAGCUCCGUAAUUGCGGCCGAGUAACAUGGCAUGCCCCAGGCAACAACGCACUUCCUCCCAAUUCGUACACCGUUCAUAGAUCGAGUCAUAAUCCGCGCGACUGUCGUUGCCUGUGACCGUGUUUUCAAACGUAUAUAAACAUUGAAUUAAUCGGCGAACGCAGCUUUGCUAGUAUUUGCCCAUUCCACUUCCUUCUGAAGUCCUACUCUGACCACAUUGGGACUGCCUUUUCGAUCGGGUUUGUACGACGCCAAAAUUAGCGAGUUCAAUCGUGUGCUUCAUCUGCAUUCACGAAGCUGUUCCAUUCCACUGUACCUGAGGCUCGAGUCGCACCUCCCCGAGCCGCAUUGGAAGGUAUCAUGGCGGACUCGAAGGAAGGUUCCAAUAUUAUUGCAAGCACUGACGACGACCGUCCCGUGAACGGAGAACAGAACAAUGAGGCUGAAGCUAUGGGCGGGACGCCUGGUAACGAUCAUGAUGCAGGUGAUGAUGACAAUGAUGACGAUAAUGAUGAUGCUGAUGAUAACGACGACGAAGAUGACGGAGGUUCAUUCGUCGUACAAUUUGAGCCUUUGCUUGCAGAGCUGAAGGAGCGGAUGAACGAAGCUGGUGCUCACCAACCAAAGCUCCAAGACAAGAUUGUUCCCGGCGUCCGAAAGUUAUUCCAGGAAUACUGGCAGGCCGUUAUGAAAGACGUUGAGAACCUGAUAGCGUCCAACGAAGCCAUACCAGACCAACUCACGAACCCGGCAGCGAAGACGUUCAGGAUAUGGGUCUUUAAACAAGACGAGGAUAGUCUUAAUAGUUGUCCCUGUUGCUUACCCAUAUGUGGCGACGACAUCGUACUCAAAAAUAACCAAGGAGUCACCAAAGUGGAUCUUAUACGUGGCAUAUCUCAAUACUUGUAUGCAGAUGUCGACAAGUUCCCCGCACUGCACUGCAUGGACGAUGGCUCUACUGAUGCUCUCCCGGUUGCGUCUGUAGAGUUCAACUAUAUGACGAACGGAGGUCAAGAUGAGACGUGUGUACUUGCAAGCCAUGAACCAGGAAUCUGGAUGUAUUGCACACCACCUUAGUUUGAUUCACUACUUGAGCUAUUACAACGUCAAAUAAGUGGAUUCAUGAGGCGUAGAAGAUGCACACCUCUUCAAAGAGAGACCCGGGACCCCAGUUGAUGGGGUCUAACUCCACAUUCAAGAACCGCAGCUACGCCUUCAAAGAGCCGAGUACUUUGUUCCGCCAUGGCUGUAAGCCAACGUUACCAACACUAUAUGAUCGCUGUCGCAAGGUUCCGAUGGUUCCCCUUGCGAUUAUGUCAA
Messenger RNA from Pseudovirgaria hyperparasitica, 1365 nucleotides. RefSeq lists its product as uncharacterized. The transcript has a single exon. NCBI's taxonomy places the organism in Eukaryota, Fungi, Ascomycota, Dothideomycetes, Acrospermales, Acrospermaceae. The coding region runs from base 406 to 1122 and encodes 238 amino acids. The record is from RefSeq and is a predicted model, not a curated record.